Molecule: messenger RNA, 1279 nt
Organism: Osmerus eperlanus (European smelt)
Lineage: Eukaryota; Metazoa; Chordata; Actinopteri; Osmeriformes; Osmeridae
Exons: 2
Coding region: 22-1239 (405 amino acids)
Biological process (GO): detection of chemical stimulus involved in sensory perception of smell
Cellular component (GO): membrane
Molecular function (GO): olfactory receptor activity; odorant binding
Source: RefSeq, a predicted model, not a curated record
UGGAACAACACGUCUAGCAGGAUGGAGGACUCAGACACAGCGAUGCUGUGUCCAGAUAGCAUGCGUGUCCUGGACUCUGUGAAGGCGGCGGUGCACGGAGCGUCGUCUUUCGCCACGGGGUACUUCUGCUACCUCAUCGUUGUCACGGUGAGGCACACGCACGAGCUGCGCUCCAAGGCUUCCUUCCUGCUCCUCUGCCAGCACUGCACCUGCAUCGCCGCCUUCAACGCUGCCGGCUGCAUCCUCCACUCCGUCCGGGCCUCCCGAGUCCCAGCGCCACGCCUCUUCUGCUGGCUCGUGUUCGACCUCCAGGUAGUGGCGGCGCGCGGAGCAAUGAUGAACCUCACCCUCAUGGCGCUCAACGCCUGCCUGUCCGUGCUGCAGCCGCUACACUACCGGGCGCUGGUACGCUGCAUUCAGAGGCCCGUCAUGGUGGUGGUGUGGCUCCUGGCUCUGCUCAGUCCCGUGCUGUUCACCGCCCUGGCUGGGGCGCGGCUGGGCUGGGAGGGGGCACUGGUGCUGGAGGAGGAGUGCUCCACGGCGCUGGAGGGCUGGGCGUCGCGGCUGAGUAGCCUGGUGUUGCUGGGUCUCCUGGUGCUGCUCAUCCUCCUCAGCAACGCCCUGCUCGCCAUGGAGAGCUGCCGGGCCGGACACUUCACCAGGUCCAACAGGAGGGUCCGCCGCACCGCGCUGAUCCACGCCCUGCAGAUGAGCUUCCACAUCCUGCCCCUCGUGGUCAUCAUCUCUCGGGUCCGCCUCGGGCUCCUCGCCCGGGUGCUCAACUUCCUGGUGUUCUCUGUGUCGCAGUCGGCCAGUCCCGUGGUGUACGGGCUGCGCUGCCGGGAUCUGUGGGAUUACCUGCCACGCUUCCUGCCCGGCUGGGCGCUGAGGCUGCGGAGCUGGUACCACACCUUGUCUGCAGGUAACAGCACUGGUAACAGCACUGGUAACAGCACUGGUAACAGCUCCAGUAACAACACCAACUUGGGUCCGGCUACAGAUACCACCUUCAUUAGUAGGAGCUCUGACGACUCGACAGACGUCAUCCACAUCAUGACGUUCAACGCUGGGGAGGAGGCCGUGGGAGGCCAGGACAGCACGAGGCUGGGACAGCACGAGGCUGGGGAGGCAGCCUUGGGAGGCUGGGACAGCACGGGGCCGGAACCUGUACAAGCGAGACCUGCUCUGGGUGCUCGUCAGGAAGGUGAGACACACACAGAGAUCAGAGGAGACUCAUGAACUGGACGUGUUCUGAACUCAGACAUGCCAAAGCACACAC